Notothenia coriiceps (black rockcod) is the source of this 2750-nucleotide messenger RNA. RefSeq names its product RAD54 homolog B (gene rad54b). Gene Ontology annotation, biological process: double-strand break repair via homologous recombination; reciprocal meiotic recombination. Bases 132 to 2750 code for a protein of 872 amino acids. Lineage: Eukaryota; Metazoa; Chordata; Actinopteri; Perciformes; Nototheniidae. Gene Ontology annotation, cellular component: nucleus. Gene Ontology annotation, molecular function: ATP binding; DNA translocase activity. The record is from RefSeq and is a predicted model, not a curated record. The transcript is spliced from 16 exons.
CGAGAGUUUUAGAAAGAAAGACAGGACGAUUGUUUUUUAUUGGAAAACGCUAGUAUUCUAUCAUCUUAAAUGUUUUCAUUAGACGUUUAGUCCGACCGGGAUAUAAACGAUUGUUAGUUGCCAGAAGCAUCAUGCGACGCUCAGGAGCUCCCAGCCAGCUCUCAGGCAAUGCUGUGAAAAAGCCUCGGUUUGUUUCCCCUGGAGCAUCUCCUUCCUUUCUCACAGCUGAAUUCAAGCCCCUUAGCCCUAAACUUGGUUUAGGCAAUGCACUGGAAAAGGUCCAGAGAAGUCUAACAGCACCAGCUUUGGGUAAAACAAAGUUUGAUGCCCAGCCCAAAGCUGCCCAUCCUGCUCCAACCUUGUCAAGGGCCCUGGCUCGUGUUCUCAGUGUGGCAGAAAGUAAGGAAAAUGAGGCAAAACAUCCUACCACUGUCUCAGAAGAGUACUCCGAAGACAACGGACCCGAAGGAUUGAAUGGUGACCCUCAGUUGACUUCAGGGUCAGUCGGUGUUUCUGGAGCGGCAGGCCCAGACGCUGGCUGCAGUCAAGAUGGAGUGCGGUACCUCAGUGUGAUGUGGUGUAAAGCCAGUAAGAAGAAACACAAGCGCUGGGAGGGCGAUGCAGUCCUGAUUACAAGAGGACGCACCGCCACACUGAAAGACAUGGAGGGGAAGGACAUUGGAAAGGGUAGCGGCUACAAGGUGUCUACGCUGGCCUCCCUCUCUGAUGGAGAGACCCUGAUGAUCGGAGGGAAGGAGGUGGAGGUGAUGGGGAUCAUCUCAGCUGAGGACUUUGCCAGGGGACGUUGUUUCCAAGAGGUGCAGGUAGAGGAGCCAGUAUCAAAGAAGGCUCCACCUCCCUCUCGUGGCUCGGGGUCCAAAGCUUUCUGCUCCCCAAUGCUGUCAGGCAGAGCAGAUCAUCCAGGGUCCAACCCAGAGAAGGAACAAACCUGCAAACCCCGCCAUGACCCGCUGGCUGCAGGCGCUCUGGUGAUGCCUCGUCCCUCCGCUAACCACCAGUGGUCUAACAACAAGGCGGGGCUUCCUGUGGUGGACGUUGUUAUUGACCCUUACCUGACGACCCAACUGCGCCCCCACCAGAGGGACGGCCUGCUCUUCCUCUAUGAGUGUGUCAUGGGCUUGAGAGCUGUGGGGCGCUACGGGGCUAUCCUGGCUGACGAGAUGGGUCUGGGGAAGACCCUCCAGAGCGUGGCGCUGGCCUGGACGCUGCUUAAACAAGGCCCAUACGGGGGGAAACCGGUUGCUAAGCGUGUCCUCGUGGUCACUCCUGGCAGCCUAGUACACAACUGGGGGGCGGAGUUUAACAAGUGGCUGGGCCGAGAGCGGAUCAACGUUUUCACUGUGGAUCAGGACAACAGGAUCGAGAAGUUUGUGUUAUCUCCUCUGCACAGCGUUCUUGUAAUCAGCUAUGAAAUGCUGCUGCGCUGCCUGGACCAGGUACAGAAAGUGGAGUUCGGUCUUGUGAUUUGUGACGAAGGCCACAGAUUAAAGAACAGCAGCAUCAAGACGUCUUCAGCCAUCAGCAGCCUGAGCUGUAGUCGCAGAGUCAUACUGACAGGCACCCCGGUUCAGAACGACCUGCAGGAGUUUUAUGCGAUUAUAGAGUUUGUUAACCCGGGCAUCCUCGGGUCGUCCACUGGGUAUAGGAAGGUUUACGAGGAGCCCAUUCUACGCUCCAGACAGCCCGGCUGUGCUGAGGAGGAGAGGGUUUUGGGGGAAGAGCGAGCGGCGGAGCUCUCUCGUCUGACCGGGAUGUUCAUCCUGAGACGGACGCAGGAGAUCAUCAACUGCUACCUGCCUCCUCGUCUGGACUGGACGUUGUUCUGCGAGCCUUCCCCUCUGCAGCGGGACCUGUACCAGCAGCUCCUCGGCCACAGAGUCUUCAGAGCCUGCCUCCAGGGCUCCACGCAGACUCACACUCACCUGGCCUGCAUCACCGCCCUGAAGAAGCUCUGCAACCACCCCGGGCUGCUGCACUCCACCGUGAAGGAAAAACAAGAGAGUGGUUCAGUGGAGAACACUUUAUACGACGGCCUGGCUGAGCUCUUCCCAGAAUCCUACUCUUCAGGUGGACUCAACACGGCUGACUCUGGAAAACUUCUGGUGCUGUCGGACUUACUGAGCGUCAUCAGACAACUCAACCCUACAGACAGGGUGGUCGUAGUGUCCAACUAUACUAAGACACUUGACAUGCUGCAGGACUUAUGUGUUCACAUGAGCUACACCUUCUGCCGACUGGACGGACACACCCCCACCGGCCAGAGGCAGCGGCUGGUCGACGGGUUUAACAGUCCUUACUCUCUGAACUUCCUGUUUCUGCUGAGCUCCAAAGCAGGCGGGGUGGGGCUUAAUCUGAUCGGGGCUUCCCACCUGGUGCUGUAUGACAUCGACUGGAACCCUGCCAAUGACAUGCAGGCCAUGGCUCGGGUGUGGAGAGAUGGUCAGAAGAAGACUGUGCACAUUUAUCGUCUCCUCACUGCAGGCACUAUUGAGGAGCGUAUAUUCCAGAGACAGGUGGCCAAACAAGGGCUCUCUGGGACAGUGGUGGACCUGGGCAAAAAGGCGGAGCACACCAGCUUCUCCACCAGUGAACUGCGAGAUCUGUUUAGCCUGACAGACACACUCUGUCUGACACACGACCUGCUGAACUGCAGCUGCAGCAUGGACGGCUCGGCCCACGCAGCCUGGCAACAAACACUCAACAGCGCGGCCAACGAUGGAAAUGAGUGA